Messenger RNA from Babesia sp. Xinjiang, 2832 nucleotides. RefSeq names its product Glycerol-3-phosphate dehydrogenase. Gene Ontology annotation, cellular component: glycerol-3-phosphate dehydrogenase (FAD) complex; mitochondrion. Gene Ontology annotation, biological process: glycerol-3-phosphate metabolic process. Gene Ontology annotation, molecular function: glycerol-3-phosphate dehydrogenase (quinone) activity. The record is from RefSeq and is a predicted model, not a curated record. Bases 1 to 2832 code for a protein of 943 amino acids. The transcript is spliced from 2 exons. NCBI's taxonomy places the organism in Eukaryota, Apicomplexa, Aconoidasida, Piroplasmida, Babesiidae.
AUGUUACCGAGGAUGAGUUAUUCAGGAGUUGAACGAAAUGUGGACCCUUACAGUGAUUACGUGAUAUACGUGAAUCCUAUGCAGUAUGAGCGCAUUUGCUUGCGGCGGGCUCAGCGAGACCGGCUUUUACAGAAGCGUGGUCGUCCUCCGCAGACUUAUGUGCCAUUGGCGGUUCGUUAUGAUUCUCCUAAGUUGAAGCGCGGUCGUUCUGAUUUUGAGGCUCCGUCCCAGACAUAUGGUUAUUCUGGCUAUCCGUCACAAUCAUACGGUACGUAUCGUGAUCCUCAUUACGAUCGUGCGAAUGACUAUGCUCGUGCUGUUACUAAGAUGUUGCGAGUGAAUGGUGGUGUUAUGCCGGAUUAUGCUGAUGUUGCAGCUAUGAUUUCAGGUCCUUGUGACGGUUCACUCUACAAGAGUAAGAUGCAAUCACGUAAGGCCGUUCAACCUCGUGCGAAGGAUUACGCUCCAUCCAGUGCAACUAGCCCAUGUUCUAUGUCAACCAUACGUGAUGGUAUGCCUGGUAAACAUUACAUGGGUAUGCAAUACUCAGGUUUACUGGAGUCUUGUGGUGGUGGUAUUGAUCGUUCUAAUUCUGAGAAUUUCGUUAGUGGCGACAUGUACCCUCAGUUACACGGACUGAAUCCUAACAGCAAGCAUGUAGUUUCACGUAUGAUUGGGAUGUCUGAGGGUUAUCCUUCAGCGUCAUCAGUGAUGGGCGAUGGCCAUGUUAUGGGAGGUCGAAUGAUGCCGAACGUUCGUGCGCCUAAUGCCAUGGGUAUGGUUAACACCUUUAGCGGCCCUGACAAUGUCGUAGCUACGACUACCGAUAUGUAUCCCAUGAAUAAAUUGGGAUCGUCGGUGUACAUUAAUGGAUCGUAUUCUGCAGAGACUUAUAGCGGCGAUUCCUGUUCUUCUGAGAGUUAUUCUAAAGACGGAUACGUAUCUCAUGGAGACGGCCGCGAUUAUUACAGCUCUAAUAUAAGUGGUUGCGUUAAUAACGCAUCAGAUUGCCGUGGGGACGGUGUCUACACCAGUGGCGAUGCCCUGGAUGCUGGAUCCGGUCACGUGACGGAUCCCCCUGUGACUGGCGACAUGAGUUGCGGUUACUCUCAGCACGUUGUCGAGGGUGUUGGUGGUUAUCAGACUCAUUCGGUAUCGCAUAGCGCGAUAGCUAAAGCAGCCGGUAGUGCGGUCGCUCUUGAUUGUGCCACUCGUGGAUUGAAGUGUGCAUUGGUUGAAGCGAAUGAUUUUGCAUCUGGCACCUCAUCUAAGAGCACAAAGUUGCUUCAUGGUGGAAUCCGUUACUUGGAGAGUGCUCUUUUGCAUUUUGAUAUAAAGGAACUGCGUUUUGUAUGGAAGGCUCUUGAAGAGCGUGCACACUUGAUUUUUGCUGCCCCCUUUGCUAAUCCACCGAUACCUAUUGUUCUUCCUAUUUAUCAAUUAUGGCAGAUUCCAUACUUCUGGUUUAACAUUAAGGUGUAUGAGUUGUUGGCUCGCUUUUUUUGUUGUAACGAGACAGGUGUUCCUUCAUCUUAUUACACUGGAAAGGCGAAUGCGAUAGACAGUUUCCCUCCUCUCCGUGAGAAAGGUUUACUGGGCGCAGUUGUGUACUAUGAUGGCCAGCAUGAUGAUUCCCGUACUAACCUUCUUAUGGCUCUAACCAGUACUAUUGACAAUUAUGUUCCCGGUCAGGUUGGUGCCACGGUUGUUAACCACACUGAGGUGGUUGAUUUGUUGAAGGACAAGGAUGGUAAGGUGUGCGGUGCUACUGUUAUUGACAAGUGCAAUGGUGAUAAGUUUGAUGUGAAGGCUAAGGUUGUGGUUAACUGCAGUGGUCCUUUUGCUGAGAAGGUCCGUCAGAUUGGUACGAAGGAUGGUAAGGAGAACAUGUUACAUUCUCGUGGUACACAUAUUGUGCUGCCUUCAUCCUAUGCACCUACUCAGUUCGGUAUGGUGAUUCCUAAAACUACGGAUGGUCGUGUAUUGUUUACUCUCCCAUGGCGUGGUGAGACCCUUGUUGGUACCACAGACACUAAGGAUGAUCUUCAGUGGAACCCGUUACCUAAGAAGAGCGACGUAGACUUCAUUUGCAAGGAUGCGGCUAUUUAUAUGAACUGCAGUGAAGAGGAGAUCCGUCGUGACAUUAAAUCUGUGUGGUCAGGUCUUCGUCCUCUUCUUAAAGGUCUUGACGACCAGCCUGACAGUGAGAAGACUGAUUCUUUAUCUCGUGGUCACGUGAUCCAUGUUGACCGUCAGAACCUUGUGAAUGUAUAUGGUGGUAAGUGGACGAUAUGUCGUUUGAUGGCUCAGGAAUGUGUUGACCGUCUGCUCCAGGCUAAUCCAACUAUUGAAGCUAAGAGCGGUUGCCGUACACGCAACAUGCGUCUGUAUGGUACUCACACUUCUGAAGGGGAGUAUCACAGUCACGAGAUUCGUCCUCAUUUCAACACCCUGAGUACUGAGCUUCGCAAGGAGUUCCCGUCUCUAACUCCUACUCAGGCUAACCACCUUGUUGAGAGUUAUGGUUACAAUUCUCGUGAGGUUGCUCGCAUGUCUGCUGAGUCUGGAAUGCUUAAACCCAUUCACCCCGAUUAUCCAUAUCUUCAGGGUGAGAUAUUGUACGGUGUUCGUCGUGAGUAUGCGUGCACUCCUCUUGACAUAUUGGCACGUCGUACCCGUCUCGCUUUCCGUGACAACAAGGCUGCCUCUGCGUCAUUGGAUACUGUUUGCGACAUAAUGGCUAAGGAGCUGUCUUGGGACAGUUCCCGUCGUCGUGAGUUGCGUACUCAGGCUGCAGAGUUCUUCAGUACUAUGGAGCUCCCUGUAUUCUGA